UAGACUGUACUUCUCUCUUUGCUGUCAUGGCUGAACAAAGCUUAGCUUGAAUGGUUGUACGCAUUUCAAAAUUUUUGAAACAUUUCUUUGUUGGAUCCAGGAUUUUUGUCGAAUAGGGGUCCAAUCGAGAAGUGGAAACGAAAAUUUAUACAAUUUAGGCCAUAGUUUGUGAAUACCGCAAUAUCUCGGUGCAUAGUUGCUAAUAAAAAUUGUCAAGAGACACACCCACAGCCAUAGCUGGCAUGUACGACCAAUGUAAUCAGAUUAAAGCGUACAAGGCGCAUUUAGUAAGAUCUCGAACCAAAACCUCUAUCGAAUACCGACCUAGGUUUUCUAAGACUUCUCCGAGAAACUAUGAACUCUAAAUUGAAUUGAAUUAUUAUUAUUCAUUUUCUUCUUCUUCAAAUUGUUCAUUUAAAAAAAAAAAUGAUUAUCUUUCUUUUUUUAUACAGUUGCACUGCUUGCAAAUUCCGCCCUUGGAACAACAUACGAGGAAACGGUGUUCGAAAAAUGCUUGUCCAGCAGUGGUGUGUUCGAUACGUUGGUGGAUCCAAUGGGAAACUCAGUAGACGUGAGCACUCUUGAGGGUUUGUUGUUUGCUGUCACAACUAUUCUUUACAACGGAGAAAUAUGCACACACAAAGAUGCCUACUUGUCCUGCAUUAGCACGACUCUGCCUUCCUCCUCAUACCCCGUGGACGCCAGACUGAAAAACGUCAUCAACAUCACCCAAUUCGAAUCUGAAAUCAACAGUAUAUGCAGUACAGACAUCUCAAGUGUAAUUACUGACGUUCAGAACUGCGAAUCAAGUCUCGUUACCAUCAAAACGUCCUGUAUAACCGUAGAUUAUUCAUCAGACGCCAGUUUCUGUGCAAACACCGUAUCUUCCUUCGGAACAUGUUUAACAACUUAUUGUGGGACAACAUUAUCACAGUUUGUCGGGCUAAAAGUUCUCAACAUUGUAACUCAGUCUUGUUUAGAUCAGCUUUUCCCAACAACUGCAGUAUCAACUACAGCAGAAUCCACCACUGUAACUCAAAAAAUGUCUACGACACAGUCAACAUCCAUGAGUUCUACAGAACCUAGUUCCACCACUUCAAUAGCAAUAUCAACUUCCACAAGUUCAACCACCAUUUCUGCCACAACAGAAUUCACCUCUACUCAACCAACAACUCUUACACAGUCAACAGCUGUGAGUUCCACAGAAUCUAACACCUUGUCAACAACUCUUUCACAGUCAUUGUCUACAAAUUCAACCACCAUCUCUGACACAGCAGAAUCUACAACCUUCACUGCACCAUGGACCACUUCACUGUCCACAUCCACUGGUUCAGCCACCACCACAUCUGGAUCAACCACCACUACAACACAAUCAACAUCUAUGAGUUCAGUUGAUGGUUUCAACACAUCAGAUUCAGCCAACAUGACUACCCAACCAACAACUACAGGACCUACAACUUCAACUCAGCAAUCGUCUACUGCACAGUCAACAUCCACAAGUUCACCCACCAUUUCUACCACAACAGAACCCAGCACCACUCUGCUGACCUCAACACAAUCAACCUCAACUGUCUCCUCCACAACAGGAACCACUUCUACAACUCAAACACCGACUAGCACACAGUCAACAUCGACAAGUUCACCCACCAUUUCUACCACAACAGAACCCAGCACCACUCUACUGACCUCAACACAAUCAACCUCAACUGUCUCCUCCACAACAGGAACCACUUCUACAACUCAAACAUCGACUAGCACACAGUCAACAUCCACAAGUUCACAGAGUACAUCAGCCAGUGCCACAACCCAGUCAACGUCUACAAGUUCACAGAGUACAUCAGCCAGUGCCACGACCCAGUCAAACAGGGAUAAUGGGGGUACCAGACUGUCCAUUUCCAAGUCGAUGAUCUUUUUGAUUUUUUUCCUUGUGUAUAGGCCUAUUUAAAUAUUACCUUUUACCAAUGUAAAAAGAUCAAAGUGAGAGGCUACCAUGUAAGGGCUUAGCCUAUCCCAUUCAAUGUACAUGUACUUCUUGUAUUGUAAAUAGGUAUACUGAAUGAAAUGGUUUAUUAAAUUAAAUAUAAAAACACACAA
Messenger RNA from Ostrea edulis (European flat oyster), 2094 nucleotides. RefSeq lists its product as uncharacterized. NCBI's taxonomy places the organism in Eukaryota, Metazoa, Mollusca, Bivalvia, Ostreida, Ostreidae. The coding region runs from base 554 to 1945 and encodes 463 amino acids. The record is from RefSeq and is a predicted model, not a curated record. The transcript has 5 exons.